CAGACUUUGCGCUCUGCGCUACGUCGUCAUGGCCGCAUGUGCUAGGCCUCUACUCUGGCGCCAGGUGGCUCCACUAAGACGACGCCUCUUCUCGUCGAAAGAAGUGCCGAUAUUGGACUUAGGCGAUGCGCCGAAGUCGUCAAAGUCUUCGCCAAAGCUGGCGGAGUUGGGAUCUGAGGAGAUUCGCAGCGUCGCGAGACAUCCUCGCAUGUCGUCUCUGCAGAUUCAUGCGGAGAAGAGGAUGGCCACCUUACGGCGCAAGGAGGUGCAGGUGGAAAUCCCUUUGGCCAAUUUCCGGGAGAAGUUGAGGUCCUACGGCUGGGAGGCGCAGAACUGCCAUCAUCCCAUUCUUCUCUUCGGAGACGAUCAACAGGAGGUCCAGCGAGCGCACAGCAUUUUGAUGGAGGAGGGUUUCACUGCCGUCAGCAAUGCGCAAACACGCGAGGCUGUGACGCGCGCACUGAGGCGACCCCCUGCGCAUUUGCGUUAAGCAACUGAUUUCCCAUGGGGAUUGAAC
Messenger RNA from Cladocopium goreaui, 517 nucleotides. Lineage: Eukaryota; Dinophyceae; Suessiales; Symbiodiniaceae. The record is from the annotation of a GenBank genome assembly.